Pyricularia oryzae 70-15 is the source of this 1348-nucleotide messenger RNA. RefSeq lists its product as uncharacterized. NCBI's taxonomy places the organism in Eukaryota, Fungi, Ascomycota, Sordariomycetes, Magnaporthales, Pyriculariaceae. Bases 213 to 1058 code for a protein of 281 amino acids. Gene Ontology annotation, molecular function: RNA binding. The transcript has 2 exons. The record is from RefSeq and is a predicted model, not a curated record.
UGCUUCUUGACCAUCGUUGGCAGGCACGCGAACGCUGCACGCCUGUUAAAUACCUUACCUCUGCUUCCUUACAUCCCCUUAUCUUAGUAUCCUUAGUAUCUCACCUUGAAAUACCUUCCACCACAAUCACAAAACUUCUGAGCAAAUAACCACAAACACAAGACAAAAAGUCGUGCCGCAAUCAAUCAUUGCAACUUGAUACAUCGUUCAAAAUGAGCAACACCGUGACGGUCAAAAACAUCUCGGCCAAGACCGACGAUAAGGAGAUUCGAGACUUCUUUGCCUUCUGCGGCAAGAUCACGGACCUCCAGGUCAACACCGAGGGCGAGACCAAGAGCGCUACCGUCAUCUUCGAGAAGGAGACAGCUGCCAAGACAGCACUGCUACUCAACAACACCCAGCUUGGCCCCUCUCACAUUUCGGUCACCAGCGACUCGCCUGUCGGCGAUGGUGCACACCCCGAAAAGACCAACGCAGACCGUGACUCGGACGAGAUCACUCAAGAGGAUAAGCCACGAGCACGCAUUCUGGCCGAGUACCUCGCUCACGGUUACGUAGUCGGCGACGCGGCCAUCCAGAAGGCCAUCGAUUUGGACCAGCACCACGGAGUCUCGUCGCGUUUCGUCGGUACUCUUCAAAACCUCGACCAGAAGUACCACGCCACCGACCGUGCCAAGACAGCAGACCAAAGCUAUGGCAUCACCACCCGAGCCACAUCCCUGCUUACUGGCAUCAACUCGUACUUUGAGAAGGCUGCCAGCACCCCGACCGGCAAGAAGAUCGUUGACUUCUACACUCAAUCCUCAAAACAGGUUCAGGACAUCCACGCCGAGGCUGUCCGGCUUGCUGAACUCAAGAAGCAGGAUGCCGGUGGUAGCGCGGCCAGGGCUGCUGGCCUUGAGAAGAUCCUAGGUACCAGUGCUGCUGGCACUGAGAAGCCCAAAGAUGGUGCUUCGGAUUCGCCCGCCGCCGUUCCUGGAACAGUGCCUGCCAGUGGUGGUGCCACGACCACCGAGAAGCCCAAGACGAACCCAGUUGAGCCCGACCCCAAAGUUUGAGGAUAGGAAGAUUCUAAUGAAGAUGCGCGCAUGCGAUAGAGCAUGGUUUCGGCCAAGUUGGCCAAUGAUUAAAUGAAUUUCUGGGAGUGUUUAAUGAUUAACAUAUUGCAUUUCUGCACGCGAAGUACUGCCCCGUUGGAGCAAGGAUUGUUCUUGUGGUACAUCUGCCGAGGAUUCCGUCUUGCCGUGUUAAUCUCAGAUGGCCUUUUGAUCUUAUGUCUACUGUCUUUUUGUACUUGAGAUAAUCAAAUUGAGAUACAAUACCCCAAAGCCUUUUUUUGCUAUUGAAA